AUGGAAGACUUGGAAGGGACCUACAAGGACCAUCAAGUCCAUCUCCUGGCCCUGCAGUGUGAUCCAAAGGCACCUACUCCACAGCAGCUCAUCCAGCUGAGGACAAAGAAUACCAUUGAUCCAACAAGUCGAAGUGGAAGAUGCUGCAUUUGGAUUGGGGCAAUCCCAAGCACGGGAGAAGAACUCACUGAGAGCAGCCCUGCUGAGAAGGACUUGGGGGUGCUGGAGGAUGAGAGGCUGGCCAUGAGCUGUCAGUGUGCUCCCACAGCCCAGAGAGCCAAAUGUGGCCUGGGCUGCAUCCAGUGUGGGCAGCAGGGCCAGGGAGGGGAUUCUGCCCCUCUGCUCUGCUCAGAGCCCACCUGCAGGGCUGCACCAGGGAGGACCUGCUGGAGUUGGUACAGGGCUGCACAGGGAGGACCUGCAGGAGGCGGUGAGGCACUGGCACAGGCUGCCCAGAGAAGCUGUGGAUGCCCCACGACUGGAAGUGCCCAAGGCUACAGAGAAGCCGCGGUUGCCCCAUGCCCGGAGGUGCCCCCGACCAGGUCGGACGGGGCUGGGAGCCCGCCGUUCCCAUGGGAGCUGUCCCUGUCGCUAUCCCUGGGCGGAGCCGUCACCAGCCGCGGCCGAGGCUGCACCGGGACGCCGCCUCAGGCCCCUCCCAAGCCCCGCCCAGCGGCAGCCGCGCGGAGGGCACGCGGCCCCGUGCGUCACGGGCUGCGCGCGCUGCCAUUGGCCGCUGCCCCGCCCCCCGCGCCCGGCCGCGGAUGUCGCAGCCGCUUUGCGCCCUUGUCGUUCGAAACUCGGCCCAAGAUGGCGGCGGCGGCGGCCCGGAGCGGGGCCGAGGCGGCGGCGGCGGCGGCGGCCGCCAGGCUGGAGGGGGCGGAGGGAGAGGAGGAGACGGCGGCGGCCGCGGCGGCGGAGGAUGGGGAGGGCGGGGAGGAAGACGGCGACAGGGCGGGCAAAGCGGGCAAAGUGACGGGCUCUGCGGUAGCAGGCGGCGGGGAGGCUGGCGGCGGCGAGAGCGAGGAGGACGAGGAGGAGGGGGAGGACGUGUUCGAGGUGGAGAAGAUCUUGGACGUGAAGAACGAGGGGGGGAAAACUCUCUAUAAAGUGCGGUGGAAAGGGUACACCUCUGAUGAUGAUACCUGGGAACCAGAGGCUCACUUGGAAGACUGCAAAGAAGUGCUUCUUGAAUUCAGAAAAAAGAUUGUGGAUAACAAGCCUAAAUCUGUUAAAAAAGAAAUACAGAAACCACUUCUAAAUGAUGAUAUAUUUGAAGCAGAGUCUGACAGCGACUUGCAAAGUGAAACAAAAGAUGAUGAUGUUUCACCAAAGAAGAAAAAGAAGAAGUCAAAAGAGGGAGAGGAUAAAAGUUCAGAUGACCUGAAGAAGAAAAAAUCUAAGUCUCCAAAAGCCAAGGAAAAACCCAGAACAGAAUGUGAAAAUUCCUCAGAUACUUUGGUUUUAGAUUCAAAGCCAAAAAAAAGGACUUUAGAAACUAAGGAGGAUUCAAAGGACCCAAAGAAGCAAAGGAAAGAAGAUACUAAAGAAAUCAAGAAAAAGAAGGGAGAAGAUUUAAAAAUAAAAUCUAAAGAAGAUUCUAAGUACAUACAGAAGUAUGGAGAUGUUCAGUUGGACUCAGAAUCAAGUCCUGUGGAUGAUUCAAUUUCUCAGGUGACUUAUAAUGAAAAUUCAAACAUAAAUUCUGAAAAUAAAGAUGAGAAACAAAAGGUAAUAAGUGGAGAAGAGAGAUUGGAACAAGAAAUUGAUGAAAAAGAUGGCAUUCCUGAUAAAUAUCUUGAUGGAUCAGCAAGUAAUGAAGAUGAUGGUAUUGAUACUAGGGCUAAAAGAAAGAAGAAGAAAAUUCAGAAAGCAGAAGACUGUAGAGAAGAAGAUGGAAAAGUAGAAAUUCAGGAUAGUCACUUAGAGAAGAAGAGCAUGCACAAAAAGCAAACAGGUCAAGAAAAAGUACCAGGAGAGUUGGAGAUGGUGUCACCUGCUCCUUCACCAGUGCAGAAGGGUGCGAAACUGAGCGUGGAUGAAAGGGUGUGCAGGCCCAUGGAUUCCCCUGGGGAGGAAAAAGAAGUAAAGAAAACUGAAAUUAAAGAAAAAUCUCAAAAAAAGGAGCCUGAAAAAGAAGAAAAAACUAGAAAAGAACAGAAAGUCCUAAAAAAUGGCAAGCAGCAAGUCCUGAGUUUGGGUAUGGACAUGCAGUUAGAAUGGCUGACACUAGAAGAAUUCCAGAAGCAUCUGGAUGGAGAAGAUGAGAAUCAUGUAUCAACAGAACCAAUAUCAAGUGCUCUCCUCAGAGAUGCUGUUAAAAGUGGAGACUACAUGACGGUGAAAAUGGCGCUUUCUUCAAAUGAGGAAUAUAAUUUGGAUCAAGAGGACCCAAGUGGAAUGACCCUGGUAAUGCUUGCUGCUGCUGGAGGGCACGACGACCUUCUGCGGGUGCUGAUCAGGAAAGGAGCUAAAGUUAAUGGUAGACAGAAAAAUGGAACAACUGCAUUGAUACAUGCAGCUGAAAAGAAUUUUCUAACAACGGUAGCUAUUCUUCUGGAAGCUGGAGCAUAUGUGAACAUGCAGCAGAGCAGUGGUGAGACUGCCUUAAUGAAGGCUUGUAAAAGAGGGAAUUCUGAUAUAGUGCGGCUCAUGAUUGAAAGCGGAGCCGACUGCAACAUUUUGUCCAAGCACCAGAACAGCGCAAUGCAUUUUGCUAAACAGUGCAACAACAUACUGGUGUAUGAGCAGCUCAGGAGCCACUUGGAAACGCUCUCCAAAGUAGCAGAAGAUACCAUCAGGAAUUAUUUUGAAACUCGCCUUGCUUUGCUGGAGCCAGUGUUCCCAAUUGCGUGUCAUCGUCUCUGUGAAGGGCCAGACUUUUCUUUGGAUUUUAACUAUAAACCUCCACAGAAUGUGCCAGAAGGAUCUGGAAUUCUUCUCUUUAUUUUCCAUGCAAAUUUCUUCGGUAAAGACAUUGUUGCUCGGCUCUGUGGACCAUGCAGUGUACAAGCUGUGGUUUUAAACGACAAAUUCCAGCUCCCUGUAUUUUUGGACAGUCACUUUAUUUAUUCCUUCAGCCCUACUGCAGGCCUUAACAAGCUUUUCAUACGGUUGGCAGAAGCUCCUACUGCCAAGGUGAAGCUGCUCAUAGGAGCUUACAGAGUGCAGCUGCAGUGACCUCUGAGCAUGCCAUGAGUGGACUGACACUUUUUGGAUAUACUUCUGAUUCCUCUGUUCAGAGACUGACAAAGCAGUUUGGAACUUUUUGGCACCACACUGAAGACUCAGUUGCCAGCUCGCCACUCGUUGGCAGUCGCAGGAAGUGUGUGUUGGAGAGCAGUUGAGUACGCUGCACUGGUGGGACAGGGUUGUCAGCUUUUUUUACUUUGUACAGAUGUAGAUGUAAGUAUUUGUGCCAAUACAUAUAACUCUGUUUUUCUUUAACUUGUGGAGUCCAGACUGCAUAUUUCAGCUUUUCCACAAUGUGGAAUGGUGCAUAUAAGAACUAUUUAAGGUAAUUACAUGAAAUGUCUUUUUUAAAGAUCUUCAUUUGUAAACUAAAAUUUUCUACUUACUCUUAACAUUUCUAUGUGAAAUGCAGACCUGUCAUAUUAUUGGAGCCAUGGGAAGAAAUUACACUUUAAAUGACUGCAUUAGGUUUAACUUUUAAGUUACUGAGGGCUGUGUUCUGUUUUAAAACUGCUUCUGUUCCUGUCUCUCAAUGAGACCCCAGUUAUGCUUAGAGUGAUUCUCUUUGAACUAACAGAGUUCAGUCUGCAGGUGUGAACAAAGACACCUGAACAGGCUCCAUUCGCAGAAGGGUCUCAGUCAGGUUCCCAGUUAAAUCUCUGCUUUAACCUGCUUUGGUAUUAGAGAAUCAUCUGGUAGUUUUACAGACAUCUUAACUUUUGAGGUCUUAGGUGACAUCUAAGAACAAAUACAAGCUGCAAAUAGCAGACCAGAAAACUUGUAGCUACCUUCAGUGUCCAGGCAGUGCUUUUUGUAGACGAGAAGAUACAUAGAGAAUUUCAGAUGUCCUCAGCCUGACAGAUGACAGAACAUGUGUUGUCCUUUACUUCAGAAAUUCAGUUCCUCAGUGCGAAAAGCUGCUAUCUUUUUAUCUUAUUAUUAUAUUACUAUUUUAUUAAAUGACCCAUUUUAUCAGA
Zonotrichia leucophrys gambelii is the source of this 4169-nucleotide messenger RNA. RefSeq names its product M-phase phosphoprotein 8 (gene MPHOSPH8). The coding region runs from base 1 to 3180 and encodes 1059 amino acids. Gene Ontology annotation, molecular function: protein binding. The record is from RefSeq and is a predicted model, not a curated record. Lineage: Eukaryota; Metazoa; Chordata; Aves; Passeriformes; Passerellidae. The transcript is spliced from 15 exons.